AUGCCAGGCACUGCGUCGUCGUGCCGACUUCGAUCUGACGUUUCUCCGGGUCGAGACAUUAGCUUAUCAGACAUCAGCGGCAACGUUGAGGAACUACGAAAAUCGCUUCCACAUGUUGAUCUCGAAACGGGUCUAAAAAACCGCGUUGUGAAGCGCGAUCCUAUUGCCGGACUUGGGGACCUGCCGAAGGAGCACUGUGAUUUUGGAAAACCGAAGACGGCGCAUCAAAAUAAGAAAAAUUUCAACAAGACCUUACUCAGUUGGGAUGCAGAUACAGCAGCUCUUCUACCAAAAACUGGCAAAAAUCCUACCAAAGGUGAUAGCAAUUUGACUCGCAACCCGAUUGCACUGACAGGCAAUUUAGGCGAGGAGGUCGACUCCCUUCGCUGCACCUCGCGACCGAGGAAAAGUUCUACUCGUGGGCCUCAGCGGGACCCCAUAUCAGGAAAGGGGGAUUUCGGUGAACGCGAGUGGGACCCCAUCUGGAAGUACAACGGUCGAGCGCGCAGAGCACGAAGCUCAACAGCUGUUCGUUGCAAUCCUCUGACGGGAGAAAACGCGAAAACAUUCGCAAUCACCGUAGAGGAGAGGCAAAGUGGCUGUUUAACCCCAAAGACGCCGCGAUCCACCCGCAACGUCAUCACCGGUGAAAACUGCACAAACUUUGACAUAUCUCAAGAAAUGAAGCCUUGCGGACCUCGACGACAUUCAGAGGUGGGAAAGAAUACCAUAACAGGGGAGAACUGCAGCACAUACGACGUGAAUGUUGAAAACAGCAAGACAGGACGAGCGCGUGUUCGAGCCCGGUCGGAGAGCAAGAGAAUCAAUCCUCUCACGGGAGAAAAUGUGACUGCCUUUACCAUAUCAAAGGAGGAAAAGAAGAGAGCCACAAAACCUUACGUUUAUUCCAAUACGGUGACCGGUGAAAAUCGCCCGAGCUACAAAAUUACACCAAUUGAGCGCAAUGUCACGGCACGUCCGAAUACAGCGCCCUCCAAUCCUCUACUCGGUGAAAACACACAGCAUUAUAAGUAUCGGGUCGACAUCAGCUCUCCACUCACGGGCGAGGGUUCGCGGGGCUCCACCUACUCAAUUUCUGUAGAGGAACGUCGUCGAAAACCGGCCAACACGAACAACUCGAGGAACAUUCUGACCGGCGAGAAUUGCAACACCUAUCAGAUCUGUCAGGAGAUGCGAAGUGAGCGUAAAAGUUCCGCUCCACCCACCUCCAGAGGCGGAAGUGGCGGAACCUAUAAUAUUCUGACCGGAGCCGUUUGUUGA
Molecule: messenger RNA, 1281 nt
Organism: Echinococcus granulosus
Lineage: Eukaryota; Metazoa; Platyhelminthes; Cestoda; Cyclophyllidea; Taeniidae
Exons: 13
Coding region: 1-1281 (426 amino acids)
Source: RefSeq, a predicted model, not a curated record